Molecule: messenger RNA, 1002 nt
Organism: Dissoconium aciculare CBS 342.82
Lineage: Eukaryota; Fungi; Ascomycota; Dothideomycetes; Mycosphaerellales; Dissoconiaceae
Exons: 4
Coding region: 1-1002 (333 amino acids)
Source: RefSeq, a predicted model, not a curated record
AUGGCAUCGCGGCCCGUCGAAUCAGGAAGCAGCACGCGGCCAAAGAGCAGAGAAUCUCUUUCACCGACUGCCAGCCGGCCUGAAAGUAACAGCAGCAGCAAAGCAUCGUCGCCGACCGAAUCGAUCAACUUUCGUUUCUUAAAUUUCGGGAAUCCCCAAGAACAGAGGAAUGCCAAAACCAGGAGAGAUGUUCGCAGCCAUGUCACCACAAGACAACAUCGCAUACAACGCCGUGCAAAUGCUGAGCAGGCACAAGCCGACCGACAAUCACCAAGCGAAGCAGGUUCUUCGUCUCUCAGUCAAUCGCAAACCCCGGCACGCGAGGCCAGCAGCGCUGAAGAGGAUACCUCUCCAUCGCUACCUGAGCAAUCUGUCCCACCCACUACAUUAAGGCGCAUCAACAUGGCAGACAUAUACCCAAGUGAAUGGCAUCCUCAUCUCAGGCCGAUCAUGGAUCAUUACUUACAAAACAUGUCCAUCGACUUGCCGAAUAACGACCCGACUAGUAGAACGCUCCUGGCUACACAUUUCAUGGCAUUGAUACUCUCCGACCCAGCACCAAUACAUGCAGUCAUGCUUAUUGCAUCUACACAUCAUGCAAAGAUCCACGGCGCCGACGCACACACAAUCAGUACCCUACAGCUAAAAGGAAUGGCAAUUCAAGAAAUCAAUCGCGCGCUCACAGAGCAUGGAGCUGAAGGUCGGGCCAUCUCCGAUCAACUGAUCCUUGCCGUCGCCAAAAUGGCGACGUACGAGAUGCUAUUUGGGGACGCCUCGCAGACAUUCAGCCUUCACAUGGCAGGUUUACAACGCAUGGUCACUCUGCGCGGUGGGCUCCAAGCGCUGGGCUGCUACGGACUGCUCGAAAGCAGUCUCCUCUGGCUCGACGCAAACGCUGCGGCCCACACAGGUGUCCUCUACUUCCCACCAAGCUCAUUCCCAUCUUCACGCGGCCAUCCCAAGGCAGACCAACAACUGUUUGUAUGGGGAGCCCAGACUUGA